Messenger RNA from Podospora anserina S mat+, 1536 nucleotides. RefSeq lists its product as uncharacterized. The transcript has a single exon. Lineage: Eukaryota; Fungi; Ascomycota; Sordariomycetes; Sordariales; Podosporaceae. Gene Ontology annotation, cellular component: nucleus; centrosome; cytoplasm. Gene Ontology annotation, molecular function: protein kinase activity; ATP binding. Bases 1 to 1536 code for a protein of 511 amino acids. Gene Ontology annotation, biological process: chromosome segregation; protein phosphorylation. The record is from RefSeq and is a predicted model, not a curated record.
AUGCCCUACUACCCCUGGCAGGUGUACAAUGUAUGGAAAGCCAUGCUGAAUCUUCUCAGAGGCCUAGAGCUCCUUCACCAUUUUAACAAUCAGGAUGCCUGCCCUGCUGUGCGAGGCAUCCAUCAAGAUCUCAAACCGUCCAAUAUCUUUGUGUUCGAGGACCGCGAAGACCUCACCGAAGACAAGCCGCCCUACAAGCACAAGUACAUCUUCAAGAUUGGCGACUUCGGGUUGAGCAGCAUGCGCCUAAGGCAGACUCUCCACCCAGACAACAAAGGGACCAAGAUGUACGGGGCACCAGAGAUCACCACACCCACGGCUGAACUUCGCCAUUUAGAUGGCGGUGCAACUUAUAAGGUAGACAUCUGGUCAAUGGGGUGUAUCUACUUCGAGAUGCUCAUUUGGAUCAACUCUGGUGAGGCGGGGCGAGACGAGUGUCUGGUCAAACGUCUCAAAGAGGGCGGCCCUGAUGGGGCAUUUCACAACCGGGGAAAAGAGCUUGCCGCCCUCAAGGAGAUGUUGGAGCUAACGCUCUCCUGCAAACGGCAAUGUGACGACCUUACCCAGCCUAUAGCUGAACGAAUCAUGCUGUCAAUGCUAUGCGUUGACCCUUGUGACAGAUCGAAAGCCAAACAGCUUAUACGAGAGUUUCAGGCGAUCCUAGAAAAGACUGCUGGAGGAGACAACGCCCGCAAUGGUCCGAAACCACGUACGGCUCUUACAGGUACCCGCACUCAACCCAGUCACAACUCGCGUGGCAAAGCAGCCCAUUUAUCCAACGCUCAACCGCGCGCUAUCUACGGUACUCAUCCUUCGGGCUCACCCGAUCUCAUGAUAGGAUAUCCUUCACGUGUUGCAGCAAACGAUCACAACAAAAGCGAAGACGGCGAGGACUUUGGCAAGGCAGGCCAUUCUCUUGGGCCACCGCUAGGCCAAGUACAAGAACCGCCCGCUCAUCGCGUCCAUCCUUCUGCCGCAUAUCGUGGCGACAUCCCUACCUCUAACUCACGGACUCCGCCUAGGAGCCACGGUACCCGGGCCAGUGCACAUGGUGUGCCACACUCCAAUCAGCACAACCUUGAAGAUGUUGCUGUUCCCUUAUUUGGCGGACAGCGCCCUCCAUCAUCUGCUCUUUCACCUACGAACAACCAAGGUCUAGGGCAGGCAUUCUUUGUCACACAGCGGCCGUUGUCAGUCGAUUCCGGAAGGGCAGCGGAUAGGCAUUUAGGUUCCAUAGAAACCAUGAUGGGUUUUAAGCCUGCUUACUUUCAGCCCGAUACAACCUCGCCUAUUUACAGCCCCAGGUCAACCCGACAGGAGAAGUUGCCUGCCUCGAGACCAAGCAGUGAUCCAACCGCCAGGCGUGGGGAACAGGAUGGUCCUUUCGUCUGGGAUAUUCUUGUUUACAAAGAAAGUAGCAAGAAGAAGAAAUGGCCACGUGGAUUAUUUGAACAGUUGCUGGGACAAGCCGACGCUCUGAAGUAUCAGCAAGACAAAGAACAGGUGGGGAACAAUCUUUUGUCUUUUAAUCAUUAG